CAUUAUUGUGGUAUACAGCUAUGGCUUUUCUUACUAGUCACUACUAGACUAAUUGAACACUAUGAGUGGAGGGUAUGGACUAAAGGAAGUGUGUGUGUGUGUGUGUGUGCUUGUUUAGUCAUGUUUGUCUGAAAUAUGAUACUGAUUCUCAUGUCAUUGAUGCAAAAAUAGAUUACAUAUAUAUGAAGGUGUAAAUGAUAUUUUAACUGAUGUGCUACAUUAUGGAUGUAGUAGAUGUGCUGGUUCUUGGGUUUGCAAACUUAGUGGCUGAAGCAAUAUCAAUGGGGUUUGGGGACUUUGUGUCUGCUAGUUCUGAGAAGGAUGUGAUAAUUGAGGAAAGGAGAGUGACAGAAUGGGAUGUCAUGAACCAUAGGGACAAUGAGCAAACAAAAUUGGUCAGACACUAUCAAGCUCUUGGAAUGGACUACAAUGACGCCACCAUGGUUGUGGACAUAUUUACAAAAUACAAUGAUAUUUUGGUGGACCAAAGAAUGGUGGCAGACAAAGGAAUGCUGCCAUCUGACCAAGAAGUGAAGCCUUGGAAGAAUGGCAUAUGCACCUUUGCAUCAUUCAUGCUCUUUGGCUCAACUCCUUUGCUUUCUUUCAUCAUUCUAAUACCAUUUACUGACAGUGACACUGUUAAGCUUGUUAGUGCUUGCUUUGUUUCUGCACUUGCCCUUGCUCUUCUUGGGGUGGCAAAAGCAAAGAUUGCUGGUCAAAACAUCAUGUUCUCUGUGACUAUUACACUUUUCAGUGGUGCCCUAGCUGCGGUUGUUGCUUAUUUAGUAGGAUGGUCGCUUAAGCAUGUGGCAGGACUAGAGGGUUGA
Molecule: messenger RNA, 827 nt
Organism: Abrus precatorius (Indian licorice)
Lineage: Eukaryota; Viridiplantae; Streptophyta; Magnoliopsida; Fabales; Fabaceae
Exons: 2
Coding region: 210-827 (205 amino acids)
Biological process (GO): intracellular manganese ion homeostasis
Cellular component (GO): membrane
Molecular function (GO): iron ion transmembrane transporter activity; manganese ion transmembrane transporter activity
Source: RefSeq, a predicted model, not a curated record